Messenger RNA from Cottoperca gobio, 2303 nucleotides. It is a transcript of the gene adap2, whose product is annotated as ArfGAP with dual PH domains 2. Gene Ontology annotation, cellular component: cytoplasm; intracellular membrane-bounded organelle; plasma membrane. Gene Ontology annotation, molecular function: phosphatidylinositol-3,4,5-trisphosphate binding; GTPase activator activity; phosphatidylinositol bisphosphate binding. Lineage: Eukaryota; Metazoa; Chordata; Actinopteri; Perciformes; Bovichtidae. Gene Ontology annotation, biological process: heart development; positive regulation of GTPase activity. The record is from RefSeq and is a predicted model, not a curated record. The transcript is spliced from 11 exons. The coding region runs from base 683 to 1822 and encodes 379 amino acids.
AUAAAUAAAUGACAUCAUGUUUCAUGGUGAUAUUUAUUUGUUUUUUACACUAUUCACUUGUAACAUCUUGCGAAAUGUAUGGAAUUUUACAAUACAUGCCUUUUUAAAAGGACAUUUUCUCAAAAUGUGUUUUUUAUCAAACUCUAAACAAGAAAUCGCGGCUUUAGUAGCACUUACAUACACCAAACUUUAUUCCUAUCUGUAUUCUGAAGGUUUUUACAGAGGGAUUUGUUCAUAUAUCAUUCAUAGCCUGGUUUAAAGAACAUUUCAUUCCUAAAAACAUGGCUGUUGACAGUAUUCUCUAUGUAUCCAAAAUGUUCUCUGUAAUUAACAAUGACUAAUAUCUAGCAGUGUAUAUCAUGAGUCCUGAGCUGACGUGAGUGUCAUUGACAGAUUGAUGGUAUUUUGUAAACAUUGCACAAUGGGUGAACCGCUUUCAGGUCAGUUUGAAUGCAAAUUCUGAGCGCUUGUAUUUAUUAGAGAUGAAUGUGAUGACUGUGAUGACUGUGAUGACGCCCAGUGACACAAGCGCAACUUCCCGACAGCGGCUGGACGCGCCCCAGAGGAAGGAGGUCCGCGCCUGAAAACUUUCUGUCGCAAGUUCCAGUUUUUAAAUGCAUUUCGCCAUGUGUGCAACUAUGUGACUACAAUGUUUAAGAAGAGACCGUGACUUUAAACCGAAAUGGCAAACCAUGAGCGAAACAAAAAGGUGUUACUGGAACUCCUGAAGCGGCCGGUCAACAGCCGGUGCGCUGACUGCGGAGCUCCUGAUCCAGACUGGGCAUCCUACAAGCUGGGUGUGUUUUUGUGUCUGAACUGCUCUGGCAUCCAUCGCAGCCUGUCCAGCCGAGUCAAAUCCAUAAAGAUGGACUUUUGGGACGAUGAGCUGGUGGAGUUCAUGAAAUCCAAUGGCAAUGCCAGCACCCAGGCUUUGUACGAGAAAGCUGUUCCAGCGUACUACUAUCGGCCCCAGGAAAAUGACUCUGUUGUCUUAAGAGAGCAGUGGAUUCGGGCUAAAUAUGAAAGAAGGGAAUUCACAGGAGAAACCAAGUAUCCACCACUGUCCUACACCACAGGUUUCUAUGAAGGGAUGCUGUGGAAGAAAGGGAAAGAUAACACACAGUUUCUGAAGAGGAAGUUUGUACUGUCAGAGAGAGAAUUUACCCUGAUUUACUACAAUAAGGAAAAUGAGUCCAAAGGCCCUAAAGCUGUAAUCUCCAUCAAGGAUCUAAAUGCCACCUUUCAACCACAGAAGAUUGGUCAUCCCAAUGGGCUGCAGAUCACCUACCAAGACAACGAUCACACCAGGAACCUCUAUGUUUAUCACGAGAAUCCUGAGGAAAUAGUGACAUGGUACAACGCCAUUCGUGCUGCUCGUUAUGCGUACCUGAAGACAGCGUACCCGACUGGAAGCGAUGAAGAACUGAUACCAAAGAUAACAAGAAACUACCUCAAAGAGGGAUACAUGGAAAAGACAGGGCCAAUGCAAAAGGAGCCGUUCAAAAGGAGGUGGUUUGUUUUGGACUCUCAAAAUAGGAAGCUGUUCUACUUCAAAGACAAGCUGGAUGCAGAGGAGUUAGGGGUCAUUUUCAUCGGCACAGAGAACAAAGGUUACUCUGUGAAGGAGUGCGUCCCAAAGCAUGCUCAUGGAAACAAGUGGAAGUGUGGUGUCAUGGUGGUGACGCCCCAUCGACAGUUUCUCUUCAUGUGCGAGCAGGAGAGGGAGAAGAGGGAGUGGCUGGAUGCCCUCAGACAGGUCCUGUCUAGGCCCAUGGCACCACAGGAUUAUACCGUUGAAGCCAACAUCAAGUAUAAACGAUGAACUACAGGGAGGUGUGUCAACAGGAUGAUGGGGAGAAGACUGCAGCGUUUGAAAACACAAGUGACUGUGCAGUGACAGAGAUCUGCUGUCACUGCACUGUAUCCAUACUGACUCUCAUCUUUGUGUUGCAGUAAUGCACCAUGAACCAAGCCUGCCUGUGCUCUGUGCCACAGUGUGGAUUUUACAUUUCUAUCUACUCUCUUCAACUGACAAUGGAUCUGAUGCUCAAUCGGAGACUUCAGAAAAUACUGUAUUAUGACCAAACAUACACCCCUGACACGAGAUCAACACUGUUGUAUUGUAACAGGAGAUUAGUUACAAUCACUGCAUAUCAAGCUAGACCAAUAUCACUUGGGGGGGCCUGGCUGGGGCCAAGUGUUUUGUCAGAGGGGCACAUUCAACCCGAGGUACAUUCAACCCGGGACAAAAGAGGAAGCAGUGUUCAAGCCUUCAAUAUUUUUAGUUAAGUAUAAAUAACAGC